UAUUUUAGUUUAAAAUGGACAGAAUUAGCGUUAUGGGCCGAAAUAAGCUCCGUCGAACUGCUCGGCAACCACGGAGAAGGCGUUCAACCGGAGGAGUGGAGGAAGUCCCGACCACUACACCCAAAAAUCUGAUUGUAGAUACAUCCUCGGAGCAUAAGACCUUGAAGCAGCGGGUGUUCCUGUACAUUCAACUCAACGAACUGACGAAGCUCCCAAAGACGGAGUAUCCGUUGGAACUGCAUCUCUACCAUCCAAAAAACACGCUGCAGAAGAUGCAGGAAAAGUACACCACGGAAACCAUCAUCUACCAAAACGAAUUCAACUUGCAGAAACCCGUUUUCGCUUUGGGAGUGAUGCAGGAUGACAUCGAUGAAAUGAAUACUUUCAGCGAUCAACCGCUGGUGAUUUCCCUCUACCAAAGAAUUCCCAGGCGACGCAAGGGAUCCAAAUUAAAGUCGGUUGGGGUAACUCCGGAGGCUUCCGAAAAUAGUGAAGGUGUUCCCAUAAAACCCAGGAGAUCGAGUAUGAAGAAUUCAGAGCGGGUAAGCGAGGAGUUCGGGGAGGAAGGAAUAGGUGGUAUUUUCUUGGAGGAAAGACUGGAGCUUCUGUCCCGAGGUCACUGCGAUCUGCUUCAGCUUUUCCAGCGGCGUCGCUUUAUAAGCGACAUUACCAUAUUCCUGUACCCGGAGUUUGAAAACCUUUCGGAAGCAGCGUCCACUGAGAAAAUCACCACCUGCAGCCUUUGGCACAUGUACUCCAUUCUGCCCAUUCUGAAGAACUUUAACUUCACCAAUUUGGCGUUCAUGACCCUGGAAUCAAUUUACAAUGCUCCCGGGGAUCUGCAUUCCCAAUCCGCUGAGCUGGGACUCAGUGUAUCCUUUCGUUCAAGAGAACCAGAAGACGAGGAUGGCACUUUAAAAGUGAUUCCAUUGUGCACCUACUCAGGAUUCAUGUCGCAGAUCAUCAGCGACCAGAACACAAGCAUCGUUUGGGAGAACAUAAAAAGGGAUCUGAAUCCCGACAUGCACAAGUGUUCCAACCAGAUGGAUACCAACUCGAGGGUGCAGCUGCCAAGGCUCUUUCGCAUGUUGCUCUGGGAACAGGACGUCGACUUUCAGAUCCCAAGUAUCGAUCCUGUGUGCGAUUCCGCCUUGAUCAACAACUCCCUUCAUCGCUUUGUGCUCAACGAGGAUAUGCGAAAGAUCCUCGAAGAAGCUGUUGUGCACAAUGACUACGAGUUGUUGUUGGAACUUUACCAAGAGACACCUAGCAAUGUCCUUUACCAGGGAGUCCUUAACCCGAGCAUCUUUGGGUAUCCAGGAGUCAACUAUUGCCGCUUUGCAACCCAGUUAAGCCCCCUUAUCGUACCUGAAAUUACAAGUGAACCGCUUGUGCAAGGACCAAUGUUCUGCACCUUCAAGAUCUGCUUUUUUCAGCCAAUUUGCGAGCGCAAUGAACCCCUCGACAAGUUCAAUGAGAGCCUCCUCAAAAGGUCAAAGCUGCGAAAAUGCUUCGAUAUGGAGUUCCUGAAGGAGGACGAGGACGACGUGGAUGUCUUGCUGGAGCUCUAUCGCUCCUUCGAUGAUCUCAUCUCCGAUACAAUUGCCUUCAUAAUUAACAAAGGUGUGAAGGAAAUCAAGGAGAAGAAGGAGUUCUUUUGCUGCCAACUGGGCAACCUCUGCAAUCUGGUGCUGAAAAUCUGCAGCUGCGAUUUUAACGUGCGAAUGCCAACGACCACAAACAUAGAAUUCAGAGAAAUGCUGACACAUAUGUACCAGGAACUGAUGGAUCGCAUUGAGGGUAUUUUGACUGCCUGCAGCUGGAAAAACAGCUGCGAUGUUGCAACUCGGAGCGAAUUCUGGGACCACAGCUUGAACAGGAUGAUGAAUGAAAUGCGACUGGCCAGCAACACUGGCCAGCGGGACUUGGCCAUACAGAUUUACGAGGAGAUCGACAAAUCCACUUUCAACCGAAUCAUUUUCGAUUUUGUAACCCUGCUCAACAGCGUCGAAACCUUGCGAUUCGAGCAAGCCGCGAAAUACUUCAGCACACCGCGAACGACUGAUUGGAGUGGAAAUUAUUUCACAUUGCUUUUGCAGCUCUAUAUCAACUACAUGAUAGAUUUAAAAUCGUCCGAUGAAGAAGUGGUGGCCUCUGCAAAAUCCAAUAUGAUCGAAGCUCUGCGACAGUUCGCCUAUAAAAACAGUUUGGAAAGUGAGAUCUGGAUCCUGUUGUACUGCUUCUACAAGCAAGAAAAUUAUUUGCCGGGAAUGGAGUUCACGCGGUGGAAGUUUCUGAAUCUUAUUCAGAUAUCCUCCAAAGAACUAAAUUUCAUUCCGUGUUCUUUUUACGAACUAUACCUGCCGCUCUAUUUUGAAAUGAAUAGCUCUUGCUCCCCGAUGAUUUUACAUUUCUAUCCCGUUUUCAAACUAUUCACUCGUUUGGGAGCAUAUGCAUUUGCGGAAGCUGUAUUUUAUGAAAUGGAACAGUGUUUUACUGCAGCAGAGGGAUAUCUUAUCAAGACUACUUUAAAGAUUCUACAGCAACAGAUUGAUAGCAAUUUUAAGGUGGUUACUAUGCCAACGGACAAUAGUGUAUCGGGAAAGUUAAUGAAAUGUUACCAACUGCACAUUAACGGAAGUGUCGAGUAUUCCCGAGGACGCUGUGAUGAAGCCAUGAAAUACUUUCAGAAUUUAUUAACUCUCACUGAACCGAGUGAUUGGUUUCUAUUUAAACUGAGUUUUCUGCGCCUCGGAAAAUUGGCCUUUGCAAGGGGUCAAUAUGAGCUCUCCGAAAAGGCCUACGAUGCUUGUGAACCUUCCUCCCACAAACAAAGGCACUUUAUAAUAAACUAUGGAAAGGGACUGGCACUCUAUCAUCUUAAUCGUCUGGAAGAAGCUAUUCCCUUUCUUUCUCGUUGCACUGAAGCCAACAUUUUUGUUCCCGAUGUCUGGGGAUAUUUGGCCACCAUAAACAUUAGACUGAACCGGAAUAAAACUGCCCUCGAAUGCUGGAAAAUGGCCAAAAUGCAACCUGAAUUAAGCAUCAGCAAGAAAGUUUAUGCCGAACUGGAUAAGAUUCAAAUCUCAGAUGUUCAUCUGCUGGUAGAUGAUGAUGGAAACCCCGCGGAAAAGCUCUCGAAAAUGGACUUCAUUACUUUGUAACUAAGCCAAACUAAAUAUUUUAAGCAAGCACGAGAAAAUAUAAAGUUCGGCGACAGGUGAAGCGGUCCUAAGCAAACACAUCCGGAGUCACGCCUUUCAUCAAGUUUUA
Drosophila ficusphila is the source of this 3273-nucleotide messenger RNA. RefSeq lists its product as uncharacterized. Gene Ontology annotation, cellular component: extracellular exosome; motile cilium. Lineage: Eukaryota; Metazoa; Arthropoda; Insecta; Diptera; Drosophilidae. The record is from RefSeq and is a predicted model, not a curated record. Gene Ontology annotation, molecular function: protein binding. Gene Ontology annotation, biological process: cilium movement; cilium assembly.